Molecule: messenger RNA, 1587 nt
Organism: Cuscuta europaea
Lineage: Eukaryota; Viridiplantae; Streptophyta; Magnoliopsida; Solanales; Convolvulaceae
Source: the annotation of a GenBank genome assembly
GAUUAUUGCUUCUUUUGGUUGCGGCCGCCAUGGAUGCGGUUAUCAGGUGCAGGUGGCCGGAGAACCUGACCUACCCUGACGACAAUAUAAUGAAUGAGCUGAAAAGUGGUCUGAUAUUGACGCCUAAUUCGUCGGCCUACGGCUUAUUCAGUGGAACCCAUCCGUGCAGCUGGACAUCUAUCGUGACAUGCAAUAAAGAAGAUGACGUUGCGGGGAGUAGUCUCCGGGUUACACGCGUCCACAUGCCGUAUCUGGAGGAUGCCGGCGGGAAGCUGCCGGCCGAUCUUGGAAACCUGACCAAGUUGCAAGUCUUCAACGCGUCCAACAACAACCUCACCGGGCCGAUUCCCAGAUUUGCCGAGUCGCUCAGCUUUCUCUUUCUUAACGCUAACAACUUCACUUCUCUGUCACCAUGGCAGCUCUUCCACUCCAUGCCCAAUCUGUAUUCCGUUCGCCUGCAAAACAACGCCCAGCUUGCCCCGUGGGAGAUCCCUCAGAGCCUGACCAACUCUUCAAACCUCAUUGAAUUCUACGCCGCCAAUUCCAACCUAGGUGGGCACAUCCAAGCAGACUUCUUCACCCACGACAAUUUCCCAAACUUACGCAUCCUUGACCUCUCCAACAACCACUUAUCGGGCAACAUUUCUGCUCUGCACAACUUCACAGGAUCCCUUAAACUACUCUCGUUGGGCGGCAACAACCUUUCCGGAGAAAUACCCGACUUAUCUCGCCUCCAGGAAUUGAUGCGUCUGGAUGUUUCUGACAAUCAGCUUACUGGUGUUAUCCCGCCAUCGCUUGAAGCUUUGACCAAUCUUGGAUUUAUGUAUUUUUCUAAGAAUCAACUUACUGGUUCUAUCCCUCAAAACCUCACAACCACACUUUUCGGACUGGAUCUUUCUGAUAAUCAGCUUACCGGUGUUAUUCCGUUAUCCUUCGAAGCUUUGACCAAUCUUGAAUAUCUGAAUCUUUCUAAGAAUCAGCUUACGGGCUCUAUCCCUCAAAACCUUACAGGUUUGACCGCGCUAUGGAAACUGGACCUGUCUAAUAAUGAUUUUAGUGGCUCUAUCCCACAAAACCUCAAAGACUUGCCCGCACUGCAGUUUCUGGAUCUUUCUAAUAAUAAUUUUAGUGAUCCUGUCCCUCCAUUUGAUUAUUCUCGUGUGAAAGUGAUUCUAUGUGGGAAUCACUUUUUAUCAGGUGAAAUUGGGAAACCAUGUUAGGGGUGAGCACAAGAUUGAUGAUGAUAAAGCUACAAUGAUGGCCGGAUGGUGUUUGUUUUAAGGAGUUCUUAGCUUCAUCACUUUUAUCCGUUGCAUUUGUAAUAAGAAGUACUACCUCCAUCAGGGAAUUAUAUAUCUUCGGGCACGAGUCUUAAGAUAGUGUGAAAUGUGUGGUGGAGAAUUGUGCAGAGGAGAGAGAAAUGUGUAAGAAUGGUUGUGAACCAUAAAUUCUUUGCAAAAAAAGGAAAGAGGGGAUAAAUUUAAGACGGAUCGAAAAGGAAAAAAUGAAGAUAAUUCCAGGACGGAAGGAGUAUAUCUUUUUAAUGUACUUGUAUCGUGAAGAGCUAUAUCUUAUUGUGCUUCUAAU